Penicillium subrubescens is the source of this 1590-nucleotide messenger RNA. Its product is annotated as putative Rab geranylgeranyl transferase escort protein. The transcript is spliced from 4 exons. Gene Ontology annotation, biological process: small GTPase-mediated signal transduction; vesicle-mediated transport; protein geranylgeranylation. The record is from RefSeq and is a predicted model, not a curated record. NCBI's taxonomy places the organism in Eukaryota, Fungi, Ascomycota, Eurotiomycetes, Eurotiales, Aspergillaceae. Bases 1 to 1590 code for a protein of 529 amino acids. Gene Ontology annotation, molecular function: GDP-dissociation inhibitor activity. Gene Ontology annotation, cellular component: nucleus; cytosol; cytoplasm.
AUGGAGUUACUAUCAGAGCAUCCCUGGGAUGUAAUCAUUGCAGGUACUGGGCUGGCUCAAUCUCUUCUGGCAUUAGCCCUUUCACGGUCGGGAAAGAAGGUGCUCCACUUGGAUCAGAACUCAUACUAUGGUGGGUCAGAGGCCGCCUUCAGCCUGGACGAAGCUUCGGAGUGGAUGAAUAGUGUCAAUCAACAUCCAGGCCGGACUCCAUUUGAAGAUGCGAAGAUUUCCACAAACCAACUUCCCACCUCCACGGUCGGCUCUGAGACGAGCGAGCUUCAAGGCACGCCGGACAUUCGUCCGAAGCUAGCUGCUAGUCGCGCCUACACUCUUUCUCUUUCCCCAUAUUUCCUCUACACCCGCUCAGAACUAAUCUCCGUCCUCAUCUCUUCGAAGGUAUAUCGCCAGCUGGAGUUCAUGGCUGUUGGCAGUUGGUGGAUCCAUUCUUCGGAACAUCCCAACGCUGAAAGCCAUGAGCUUGGCGCUACGCGACAGUUCCAUCGUGUGCCGGGCAAUCGGGAAGAUGUCUUCGCCGAUAGCAAUAUCAGCAUGAAGUCUAAGAGAACGCUAAUGCGUUUCUUGCGACACAUCAGCAAAGCUCAAGAUGAGGAAGAGCAGGAUGAGACAGAGAAAAAGGAGGACCUGUCGAUGCCGUUUGCGGACUACUUGUCUUCCAAUUUCAGUGUGCCGCAAGACCUCCAAAAUCCUCUGCUCUCGCUCUCUCUAUCACAGCUGCCCCAGCAGGACACCUCUGCCAGCUAUGCAGUGCCUCGUAUUAAGAGGCAUCUAGCUUCCAUUGGUGCCCUAGGACCCGGCUUCGGGAGUGUUGUCCCCAAGUAUGGUGGGGGCUCUGAGAUUCUCCAGGUUGGAUGCCGAGCUUCUGCUGUUGGAGGAGCCGUGUAUGCUCUUGAAACGGGUAUCCAAUCUAUCAAAGAUGGUGAAGUGUCAUCAGAGUCAGAACAUCCGGUUGAGGUGCAGCUCUCGAAUGGGGAGACGAUUCAAACUCGGUUCCUCAUUUGCUCUGCCUGGGAUCUUCCUUCUCUAGAACAGCCAUCCUGUGCCAAGGUUGCAAGAUCGAUUACUAUUGCGUCUUCAACCUUCACUUCCCUUUUCCCUGUCACAGCAGAAGGAGGGCCUGUGCCUGCCAGCGCUGUUCUUAUGUUCCCUGGCGAUACAUUGGACAGCCCCCAAUCUCCGCCGGUGUACCUCCAGGUCCACUCGAGUGACACCGGCGAUUGCCCACGACACCAGAGUGUCAUCUACGGCAGUGUCGCUGUAUCUGGCCUUGAAGGCCACACUCUCCUCGAGCGUGCCGUGGACCGACUCCUUCAGGCAGAAGGUCCUCAGGCCAUUGCUCUAUGGUCCAUGCGGUACAACCAAUUGGGACGUCUCAGUAACGGUGGAACACCACCCACCAUUCAGACUCUUUCGCCCCAUGUCUUCAGCUUCCCGCCCCCUAGCCUUGAUCUGGCGUUUGAGGACGAGACUGUUGACAUGAUCAAGCAGGCGUGGGUCAAGAUAGUAGGAGAUGAGGUGGCCCAUGACGAAUUCAUGAUCUUUGAGGAUCGCGAAGGCACCUCUGAUGAUUGA